AUGAGUUUAAAACCCUUCACCUUUCCAUUCCCGGAGACGAGGUUCCUUCAUGCAGGACUCAAUGUGUACAAAUUCAAAAUCAGAUAUGGCAGCAGCAUCAGAUUGGAAGAGAUCGAAAAUAAGGACGUCAUGGUCCAGCAACUGGAGGAGUCUAUUCGCGUGGUUUUGGGAAACUUGGACAAUCUGCAGCCUUUUGCUACAGAACACUUCAUUAUAUUUCCCUAUAAAAGCCAGUGGGAGAGCGUUUCCCGCCUGAAAUUCAAACGUGGAGAAAUGGUCUUGAUCCCUUACCCAUUUGUUUUCACUCUAUAUGUAGAGAUGAAGUGGUUUCAUGAAAACCCAUCACCAGGUGAACCAGUAAACAGCACUCCUCUUGGAUUGGUUGCUGAUGAGAAGAAAUCAGCAGGAGCCCUGAGUAGGAAACGAAGGUACAUGGAAGUGUCCAGUACACCCAGGACGUCAGGACUGGACAGGGAAAAAGCAGGGAUGUCCAAGCAAUGCCCCAGCAAAAAGAAAAUCACAAAGAACAAAGAGAGAAAACACCAGCAGGAAUGGCAGGAGGCCCCGGCAGUGGACAACACGGAUGUCCAGGAACAGGGAUCCCAGUGGGAGGACAGCGUGGCCGGGCAGGUGGCUCCGUUAACUCAACAGAGUAAUCCAUCUCUACCUAAAGAACCCACAGAGCCGGGGGCCACUGGUUUCUUUGGGUUUCUAAGCUCGCUCUUCCCGUUCAACUAUUUCUUCCGAAAGGACAGCCAGUGA
Messenger RNA from Chrysochloris asiatica (Cape golden mole), 762 nucleotides. It is a transcript of the gene MAJIN, whose product is annotated as chromosome unknown open reading frame, human C11orf85. Lineage: Eukaryota; Metazoa; Chordata; Mammalia; Afrosoricida; Chrysochloridae. Gene Ontology annotation, biological process: meiotic attachment of telomere to nuclear envelope; homologous chromosome pairing at meiosis. The record is from RefSeq and is a predicted model, not a curated record. Gene Ontology annotation, molecular function: DNA binding. The coding region runs from base 1 to 762 and encodes 253 amino acids. Gene Ontology annotation, cellular component: nuclear inner membrane. The transcript has 10 exons.